AAUCCCCAAAAAAAAAGUACACACAUCAUCAUCAUAUCAUUCAUAUAUAUGGCAAUAUCAUCUAUAUAUACAUCCCAGUCUUUUUUACACACACUUACACACACUCCUCAUAUUCAAUCCGUUUCACCAUCUUCAUCUUUACUGUUUCCAGUCACCAACCGAUCUUUUCGGCCCACCAUUUCAUUAACAGUCUCUGCUCAAAACCCUGCAAAACCCAUCUGUUUCAAGACAAAAGCAGCAGGGUCAACAACAACAUCUGCAAACAUGACUGACAAAAAAGUACACGUGUUUGAUUCAGAAGAAGCCCUUUCUGUAUCUCUUGCUAAAUAUACAGCUGAUCUUUCUGAAAAGUAUAUUAAGGAAAAGGGGUCUUUCACUGUUGUUGUUUCUGGUGGAUCUUUGAUCAAGUCACUCAGGAAGCUAGUGGAAGCACCGUAUAAAGAUUCAGUAGAUUGGUCAAAAUGGCAUAUGUUUUGGGUCGAUGAAAGAGUUGUUCCUAAAGAUCAUCCAGAUAGCAAUUAUCUUCUUGCCUAUGAUGGGUUUCUCUCCAAGUUGCCGAUUCCUUCUGGAAAUGUAUAUGCCAUCAACGAUGCCUUGUCAGCAGAGGCGGCAGCAGAUGACUACGAGACCUGUGUCAAACAUUUGGUUCAUAAUGGCAUAAUCAGCACAUCUGAGACGAGCAGUAUUCCUAAGUUCGAUGUUAUGCUAUUGGGUAUGGGCCCAGAUGGACAUGUGGCAUCUUUAUUCCCCGGACACCCUCUACUUCAAGAGAAGGACAAGUGGGUUACCUUCAUUAAGGAAUCACCGAAACCUCCUCCAGAAAGAAUUACAUUUACUUUUCCAGUAAUCAAUUCAUCUGCAAAUAUCGCACUUGUGGUAGCAGGGGCAGGUAAAGCCCAUCCAGUGCAUGUAGCUCUGGGAAAUGGUCUAGAUUCCGAGGUAUUGCCUGUUCAAAUGGUCGCACCUGAAGGUGAACUCACUUGGUUUUUGGACAAAGAGGCUGCAUCAAAGCUCUAAGGCAAGAGUGUGAGCUGGUUCCGACUUUUUUAGACUUUUGAAUUCAGAGGACCACUUUAAGCUUCAAGAUUGUAAUGUGCUCUAAGUGAAGGGUGUGCCUUUUUUGCUCAAGUUCCAAGUAAGAAUGAGAUAGAAAGAUAAAGAUGCCAAAGUGACAUUACCUUGUGUUUGUUGUUGAGGUUAUUCUCCGUCAUUUGCCAUUGAACCUGCAUGAAGUAUCGUUUCAUUUCUCGAUUGAGUACAAGAAAGCCCCACUAGUGUCUAGUAAUAAUAUCUUUCAGCUACUUAAACUUUGAUUACAUUCAUAGUUACUGUUCUGCAUUUUGGGCAAAUACAGUAUCUUCAACUGGUUCUGUAAUUUUUGUCGUCUCUGGCUUUACCCGAGUUGACUUGGCCGACAUGAUCUACUUCAUUGUCAGGUAUGUCAACGUGCAAGGAAUGAUUAGUUAAGGAGUGCUUGAACGUGUGUUUUGGAAAUCAGUGUAUGAUAGACAAUAAUCACAAUCAGAUAAUUACAUGUAACAAAUCAUUUUGGGUGCUUCA
Molecule: messenger RNA, 1560 nt
Organism: Erigeron canadensis
Lineage: Eukaryota; Viridiplantae; Streptophyta; Magnoliopsida; Asterales; Asteraceae
Product: probable 6-phosphogluconolactonase 4, chloroplastic
Exons: 3
Coding region: 49-1017 (322 amino acids)
Biological process (GO): carbohydrate metabolic process; pentose-phosphate shunt
Molecular function (GO): 6-phosphogluconolactonase activity
Source: RefSeq, a predicted model, not a curated record